UCUGUUAGAACGGCAACACUAGGCUCCAACAAAGGCUCCACCACACCGUCGUGCGGAUCCGAGGCCCAACGGCGGCGGUGGGGGAGGCGGCGACCGUGUGGGAGGUCGCGCUGAGGCGGGGGACUGAACCUGGACUGCGCGAGGCGCGAGGUAGGCUGGGCGGCGGCGGAAGAAAUCACCGAUGGGCGAUGCGCAGGCGGCAGGGGAGGGUCCGCGCUGCGUUGGCUGCGGCGGGCGCGUGAAGACGCUCUUCGUGCAGUACUCCCCGGGCAACAUCCGCUUGAUGAAAUGCGAUAACUGCAAGGCUGUUGCUGAUCCCUACAUCGAGUGCGAGUUCAUGAUCAUCUUGAUUGAUCUUGUCCUGCACAAGACAAGGGCAUACCGCCAUGUUCUGUUUAAUAAGCUGAGCAUGGGAUCAUCUGUUGACAAGGGAAUACUUUACCGGUCUACUUUGAUACAUAUUGCUCUUGAUGCAUUCAGAAUAUCUUUUUCGAAAGGAAACAGAGCUGAUGGGGCUUCUUCCAGGAGUAUUUUCUCAACAAUUUCCAAUUGCACUGAGGUUAUUGGCGAUGCAUUGUUGGGAAACAUCAUAUUUAUGAUCAUUUUACUCCUGGGAGUGCGAUUUAUUCUCAAAUUAUCUUUCGAUGUUAUAAGGUAUAGGGAUGUUCUGUUCGCUGUCAUCAUUUCAAGCUACUUCAAGCUGUUCCUUUUCACAAUGAUGGUUUGGGAGUUUCCAUCAUCUGUUAUAUUCAUUGUUGAAAUGUUUGUUCUCUCAUCAAAUGUUGUAGCCCUGAGAGUUGUUUCGCAGUUUCCAAAAGCCCACUGCUUCGCGGUCUGCUUAGUAGCGCAUGCAGCAAAAUACUUAACCCAGCGAUGGAUCCUUGGAACGCCAUGAACCCUGAACUCGUCCAGAACUCCAGAUCAUCCUGGAGCUUCAAGCAUGGCCCUAGUCUACAGAUGGACCGUCCUGGUGCUUCUAGCGCUGUCUAGUAGGUAUACUGUGCCCUGAUGGUGAGCUCUGAUGGUUGGAUGCUGGCUUCUUGAGCCUAGGAUGCUUGGCCGCUCAUGAUGUCGCGACAUUGUUUGGUAUAUAAUACAAUGACUGUAUUCCUAAGUUUGGUCUUCUCCCCCCCCCCCCCCCCCUUCCCUGUGAGUAGCUGAGCUGUGGACCAUGCUGGAAUUGCACGGUCUCGUGGCUCAUGGCAUCUGUGCAGCCCGAGCCCAGCACCGGCUGUUGAGCAAUCUUUUCCAUGUUGUACUUGUGGCAAAGACGGAUAUGGCAUCUUUACUCGUAGGUACUAGCUUCUGAGUGUUGUGUUGUGUGGUUGGUACUUGGUUGGUCCCUUUACCCUACCAUACCAACGGCCUACGUGGCUACGUAGCCUCAGCAUCUCCUGUUCCCGAAAGAGUGCAGCAAAGUAAGGACCUACUACUGUAUUAGGCUAUUACCAUUGUGUUAUGCUUUGGCGGUUCUGUCAA
Molecule: messenger RNA, 1479 nt
Organism: Sorghum bicolor (sorghum)
Lineage: Eukaryota; Viridiplantae; Streptophyta; Magnoliopsida; Poales; Poaceae
Product: protein arv1 homolog
Exons: 9
Coding region: 182-895 (237 amino acids)
Biological process (GO): sterol metabolic process; intracellular sterol transport; regulation of plasma membrane sterol distribution
Cellular component (GO): cortical endoplasmic reticulum; Golgi apparatus
Source: RefSeq, a predicted model, not a curated record